GGGAGCUGCCCGCCAGCCGAGCGCCGACUGCCCCGCGCGCGCGCCCGCCCGCCCGGCUCGGCCCGCACCGAGACCCGCAGCCCAGGGAGCUCCGCGCCCACAGCCAUGAGCGGCUGCCGCGUCUUCAUCGGGAGGCUGAACCCGGCCGCCAGGGAGAAGGAUGUGGAGAGGUUCUUCAAGGGAUACGGCCGCAUCCGGGACAUCGAUCUGAAGAGGGGGUUUGGGUUUGUGGAAUUUGAGGAUCCGAGGGAUGCAGAUGAUGCUGUCUAUGAAUUGGAUGGAAAAGAGCUUUGCAGUGAGAGGGUUACAAUUGAGCAUGCAAGAGCACGCUCUAGGGGUAGAGGCAGAGGGAGGUACUCUGACCGUUUUAGUAGCCGCCGUCCACGUAGUGACAGGAGAAAUGCCCCACCUGUAAGAACAGAAAAUCGCCUCAUAGUAGAAAAUUUGUCUUCCAGAGUCAGCUGGCAGCCUAUCUGUGUCGUUGGCCUUAUGACGAGGAGUGCCUGUGGGUUAUCCUAAUCGUUCUGUCUUGGUCACUCUUGGUUGGGCCUGGUUGACUUUCCAGUCAGCUCCUACAAUGUCACUUGGCCACCUCUAGAUCUGUGUUUGCCGGUCUAGACGUAAUCGAUGCACUCCUUAAAGUGCCACAUUGCAGCGAUCCCCGAGCGUUAACGAGAUCUGAUUCCUAAGUUGAGAGCUGUUCUUCCUGUAACGCUUCCGAAUAAAGAGGUCCUGGUCGAAAAGAGUUGAAAGAUACGAAAUUAGGUGGUCGUUGGAAUCCUGAUCGCAGUAAAGUGGUCCUUGGUAACAUCAAGCAUAGAGAAUGUCUGGAUCCAUCAAUAGUCUCCUAAUAGGGAGGGCAGUGCGAUUAAUGGCUUCCAUCGACUGGGUAGUGUUCGUCAAGUGGGUGGCGAAGAGCCAGUCGGGCAUAUAUCAUGACGGUAUCUCCGGUCGCUUAAUGCAGUUUGCUGCUUGGCUAGCCUAGGGAAAUGUUAAUAAAGGUAAAGUAAACUAUAUUUUUAAUGACAUAUGGGGCACAAAAUAAUUGGUGUUAUGUAAAUGUAAUUCUGUAUGCAUAUAAGACUCGUAAUGUAAAUGAAAACUGAAAUAGUACAAAAAUAUAUGGGUAGUAUUUCACACUCAGUCCCGUAUAUAUACAAAUGUACUUUUUUUAUUUCUUUCUCUCUCUCUCUCUCUUUCUUAUUUAAUCUAUAUAAUCUUUGUAGACUAAUAUUUUCCUUAAUGUUAAGACACUUUAUUAGCAUUUUGCUUAAAGCAAUAUGCUUUUUUCAUUUAUUUCGUGCCCUGAUAUAGAUAAUUCAAUUUUGAUAGAAUACAAGUAUGGCAAUUGCCAUGUUUGUAAUUUAUCUAACAUCCUCUCUUUCAGUAGUCAUAAGUUUCUUUUGUUUGUUUUUAACUAUUUUUAUAUAGAUAAGUAUUAAUUUCACUUCUUUGCAUAACAUAACUGGUCUUGUGUUAGGAUC
Molecule: messenger RNA, 1484 nt
Organism: Gymnogyps californianus (California condor)
Lineage: Eukaryota; Metazoa; Chordata; Aves; Accipitriformes; Cathartidae
Gene: SRSF5
Product: serine and arginine rich splicing factor 5
Exons: 6
Coding region: 106-519 (137 amino acids)
Cellular component (GO): cytoplasm; nucleus; ribonucleoprotein complex
Molecular function (GO): mRNA binding
Source: RefSeq, a predicted model, not a curated record